Melanotaenia boesemani (Boeseman's rainbowfish) is the source of this 3191-nucleotide messenger RNA. RefSeq names its product DC-STAMP domain containing 2 (gene dcst2). The transcript is spliced from 16 exons. The record is from RefSeq and is a predicted model, not a curated record. The coding region runs from base 114 to 2501 and encodes 795 amino acids. Lineage: Eukaryota; Metazoa; Chordata; Actinopteri; Atheriniformes; Melanotaeniidae. Gene Ontology annotation, cellular component: membrane.
CGUGACGGUUGCUUGGCAACGGAAUCUUCUGCCCGUCCGCCCGCUGCCCUCCAUGACGGCUUCUUCUCCAGGUUACAUAAACGUUUCUGUUGGAGUGAAAGCGUAUCUGAAUAAUGAGGGCUGGUAGAAAGGAAAGACAAAUUGUAAAUGACAUCACUGUCCAGGUGGAGAGAGACGGAGACACGCAAACUUUCAGAGGAGUCCCGCACAGGUCAGCUGAUCGCAGUCACCUCAGCAGAGCGAGGAAGGUGAGGGCUCACCUGGUGGAGGCAGGGUGGAGCCUGGUGGCGUUUGUGUCUGGGCUGGUGUUGGCGUCUCUGUAUGGGCUCAUCGCUCUCCUCCUGCAGAACCAGCCGAUAUGGCUCUGUGUUUACACCACUGUGGUCCUGGCCGGCCUGGUGGGGUUCGGCAUGGGCCUGUCAGCUGGUGUUCGGGUCAGCGUCUUGGUGAUGCUGCCCUCCAUGUGCUCAGCUCAUGGCAGGAACUUCCUCCUCCUCCUGUUUGUGUCCGUGCUGCUGUCGGGUCCAAUAAACAACACGCUGGAAAACACAAAGCGAGCUGCUUCCAGCCUGCUGUGUGGAGCCGAGCUGGCAGCCAAUCAGACGCAGGAGCUGAUGCAGAAAGCAGCCACGCCCCUUUUCUCUGUGUUGGACAAAGUCAGACAGAUCAGCAGUAAUGCCUACGCUGUGGCAGGAAGAGUCCAGAACUUCAUCAACGCUCUGGCAGACAGCGUCCGCCAUGUUGCUCGAACUCUGAGGAACGUCCUCCACUUCCUGGUGGACAUCGGGGACAUCUGUAAUGAAAAGCUCGGCGCUCCGUACAGGAAGUGUCGGGACGUGUUCGCCGAAGCUCGAAGCGACUGCUCUGACCUGCUGGGGGAAUUCAACUUCCUGUGUGACAUCAUUGACGGCUUCCUGCCACUCUGUAACCUCGCUCGCGCCGGCGAGCUCUUCUGUGUCAUCCCCUCUUACGUUGCCGCCCAUUUAAAACAACGCCUGGCAGAUCCCACCGUCGCAGCCUUUGGGAAAAUGAUGGCUGAGUUCGACUUCAACAUCUCGGCCUCUGUGAAGCUGGACCUGGACGCCAACAGCAGCCGGUCUCUGCAGCAGGUCUCCCAGGACAUCAUGCGUGAGAUUUCAUCGGACCUGCAGUUGUUUCAGAGACUGAGCGAGCCGCUGACGUACGUCUGCCUCGUCCUGCUCGCCGUCACCUUUCUGAGGGCCGUCUGUUACCGCCGCCGGUAUCUCUCUGAACUGGACUUCGAUAACGUGUACAUCAAUGCUCAGUUCAAAGAGCUCGACCAACAGCUGACUUCAGGGGGCGGGGCUUCGGUCCUCCCACUCACACGCAGGGAGGCCAAGAUCUACGUCACCCCAUGUUCGUUUCAGCUGUCGAGCAGAGAGCGCCACGGUGUGCUGGUGGGCGUGACCUCCGUUUUCAGACACCUGCUGAUUGGCAGCCUUCUGGUGGCGCUGGACUUCCUGGUGUUCUGGAUUCUGGAUCAGGUUCACCACCAGGUGAAGGGGGACGUGGUCGCCAGAGCUCCGGUCUCAGUGGUGGUCCAGGUGGAAGGGACCGGUUACGCCUCGGACAUCUACAGAGACCUGGUGGCCUCGUUCAACAUCCUGCAGGGAGGAAACAUCACUGUGAUCAGCAGGAAGUGUCUGAUGGAGCCGUCGGAGCCCAACUACGUCACAUGUUUCAUCCUCGGGUUCCUGCUGGGUCUGGCUCUGCUCGUGUCUCUGACCGGAGGAUUGAUGAAGCGAUGCCGACGACUGAUCUGUGCUUCAUAUCAUCCAGAGCGAGAACUGGAGAGGAUCCACUUCCUCCACCAGCAGAUCCUGGAUCAGAGGAGGGCGGUGGGCAGAGCCCUGAGGAGGUCUGCAGCCAGAAAUCAAGCUGACCAAGAAGAAGGAGGAGGAAGGAGUUGUCUUCAAACUUUACUGAUGUGGUUGCCUGGAGGAGCUCACCUGUCUCACCUGCUGCCUCCCACUGUCCCCUGUCUGGCCUGUGGUGAGGUGCUGAGACCGAAGGACGAGGAAACGGUGACCUGUGAUGUGCCGCGGUGUUCAGGCGUUUACUGUCGGUCGUGUUUCCACAGUUUGGGAAACACGUGUGUGGUCUGCAUGCGACCUCUGACCUUCCAGGAAGACAGCGAGGAGGAGCUCGACUCAUCUGAUGACGAGCCGCUGAGUCUUUGGUCUGCAGCCCUGAACUCCACACGCAUCAUCGACUGCUGCGCCAGGAGGCUGAUGAAGAGGAGGAUCUCCACGGCAACACGCUGCAGACCGAAGGGGCGCCCCAACGGCGAUGAGGAUCAGAGCGACAGCAGCGUUCACUCUGACUCUGAGCUCAGUGAAGCAGACAUGACGUACCAGGACCGACCCGGGUCAGACGAGUCCGACAGCGAUGCUUCUUUUCACAGCAUCGGCUCAGGCGACUUCAGUCCCCAGAACCAGACUCUCCACACAGUCUGCGUUCACUCACCAGCAUCAUCCUAAAACCACCAGGACCAUCCAGGAUCCUCCAGGCCCUGUCGACACUAGCCUGAAGCAGUAGAGCUCCUUGUUUGUGGUUAAAGUUAUUAAAGCAUAAAAUGAAGCUGUGAAAUGGAAUUUGUCUGCAGCAAACUGACUUCCUGUCUGUUAACUGAUCUCCUGGAGAACAUCUGGAUUUUAGAUUUUCAGGAUUUCUGAGAGAAAAAGAGAAACAGAUUUUAAAUCUUAUAAAGAUCAGUUAGAAAAAAACUGCUGUAAGAAGAGAUUAAAAAUUAUCUAUAAGAUUUAACCAAAGUACACGAAGAGACAAGAACAAGAAGAAAGAGUCUGAGGUUGCUGGUCUGUGAGGACUUUUGAACUUUUCUUCUUCUCUGUUUCUGUGAAUGUGAGACUCCGUCUGCUUUGGCUUCAGUGUGAGUUCAGAUUUAUAGCUGAGAGCGAACAUCUGCAGAGCUGAUGCUGGAAAAGGUUUUCAGGUUCUGCUGUUUGAGGUCGGCACACAUCAAGCCCUCGUCUUCGUUUUGUAGAGAGGUCUUCGUCAUUAGUUCUCCAGCCGCUGAAGCUCUGACCAGGAUGUUUUAAUUGGUUGACACUUAAAUAACACGAGUUAAAUCCAUUCCUGCUGCCUCUGUCCUACGCUGCAUGCACGUGUAUGAGCUUCACUAAUAUCAGACAUUAAAUAUCAGCUUAAAC